CAGCAAAUUUUGAUUCUGUGUUAAUUGCUAUUUACUCGGGUUCAAGUUAAAGCAGUCCCAUUAGAUAUAAAACAGCCAGAGACCAAUAAAGCUGGAGGAGGAAGGUUAAGGAAGGGUUUAAAUUUGCUUUAGCUUUGGGGAGGUGUGGUUUGUUGUGGGUUCUUUGGGCACAGGAAGGCUCCAGUGAUGCUCAGGUGCCUGAGGGUGAAGGCGGCGGGAGGCGCAGCUGUGCCCGUGAGGCCGCGUGUGCGGAGCUGUGUCCAGCUGGGCCCAGCAGGAGCGGGAUGUGCCUGUGGAGCAGGGCUGGAGGCGGCCCUGGGGAUGUGUGGAGGCCUGGGGCAGCUGUCCCGUGCAGCCAGGCUGGGAGAGCCGGGGCUGUGCAGCCGGGAGAGGAGCAGGGGCUGGGGAGGCCUGACUGUGGCCUUCCAGUGGCCAGAGGGGGCAGAGAGCCAUGGGGGAAAGGGAAGGUUGGGAUCAGAUGUUUGCAAGAGCUAGGAGGGUGCUGAGCCAGUGCAACAGGCUGCCCAGAGAAGCUGUGGAUGCCCUGUCCCUGCAAGGUUCCAGGCCAGGCAGGACAGGGCCCUGAGCACCGCGAUGGAGCCAGCGGCAGCAGAACCAGGCCAUGGCUGCGGUGCCUCCAUGGCCUUCUGCAACUCCAUGGGUGAGCAAAGCGCAGCCCCGUUACCUGGGCAUGGAAUGUUGGCACCGGUUGCCAGGGGCACUCCUGCUCCCAAGGUUCUGUUGACACGGAGUCUCUUGAGCCAGUUGACGGAUUCUCUGCUGCGCAGCAGACGUGGAGAGUCCGUCUUCUGCAUCUCAGCUGCGUACAGAGAGCCGUGUGCUGAAUUUGCCAGCCAAACUCUGCAGUGACUGAACAGGUUUGGAACAGCAGUUUUCAGUCACGCCAAAUAAUCGGCAGUGGGCUACCCAAAGGAACCAAAGGGAUUGAUCCCAUCCCUGAGGUUCCUUUUUUGGUGUUGGUCCCACUUCCUUUGCCGGUACCUUUAGAUCCAAAAACACCAUGAGCUCCGGUCAGCGAAAGCGCCCUGGAGAGGCGCUGGAUUCUACCCCAGCUCAGAAACGGAGCAGGCUGCUGCCCUCCAGAGCUGGUGGAACCUUGGAGACAGAGCCAAGAGAGGCUGAAGUCAUAGAUCUCACAGGAGAUUCUCCAGAGCCUGAAGUCAUCACCAUCAGCGAUGAUGAAUCUCCUGUGCAGAGCCCACAGCAGCCACAUCUUUCCAGGGCCUCGGAGAAUUCACCUGAGCCACUGGAAAGGAACGAUGGAGAGGAACCAAGAGAAGAUGAUGGUGAUUGGCUGCUGUUUGAAUUUGAUCCUCCCUAUUGGUCAGAUGAGGACUCCCAGUACAGAGAGCAGAACCAGCAGCACUCUCAGCUUUCCAGAUUAGCUGAGAAUUCAGCUGGGCCCCUGACAACUCCUGAUGAAGAGGAACCAAGAGUUAAUGAUGGGGCACAGCCAGCAGAUCCUGCUAGUCCUCUGACUACGGAGGAUGACAACUCAGAGGAGCAGGACAGGGAGCUGAGACAGCUGCACUCACAGGAUUCCAGGGAGGCAGAGAAUUCAGCUGAGCUCUGGCCAAGAGAUGAUGAGGAGGAAUCACGAGACAAUGAUGAUGCAUGGACAGCAAGUCUCAUCAGUCCUCCAAGUCCUGAGGAUGACAACACAGAGGACUGGGAGGAGAGCCAGCAGUAUCCAUCUGAUUCCAGAUCAGAUGAGAAUUCAAACCAAGGACUGGCGAGCAGACUUCAACAGGAGCCAAGAGAUCUAGAAUUUGCACCGCCAGGAGGUCCCAUUAGUCCCCCGAAUUGGGAGGAUGACAACGCAGAGUUUCCUGAAGUGCAUGGAGAAGAACAGAGAACUGCUGCACUGAACAGCCAGGAACAGGUGGAUGGCUCUGCUGAUGGCACAGGAGCUAAUGAUGCACCUGUGGCUGAUGCAGCCCCUGCAGAACACGGAGCAGAGGAGCAUGCUGGAACUUCAGCUGCAGAGCCAGGAGUUGUCAUUAGCUGUCCAAUUUGCAUGGACUAUUACUCAGAGAUCAUGCAAAAUGGACGACAGCUUGUGACAACUGUGUGUGGCCACGUGUUCUGCAGCGCGUGCCUCCCUGCUGCCCUGGAGAACACCGGCAUGUGCCCAAUGUGCGGCGUGCAACUCGAUCCAGGGUUGUACUUUCCUAUUUAUUUAUGAGUGCUUCUGCUGCUCAGGACAGUCUCAGGUGGACCUCGAAGAACAGGCGGUGCAGAGGCUUGCUUCUUUCUGUAUAUAGUUUUCUCUGUACAUAGUUUCAUGUUUUCUGCGUUCAGUUAUACAUAAAGUUUUGAUUGAUUUAAAUCUA
This is a messenger RNA of Cyanistes caeruleus (blue tit), 2354 nucleotides long. The record is from RefSeq and is a predicted model, not a curated record. NCBI's taxonomy places the organism in Eukaryota, Metazoa, Chordata, Aves, Passeriformes, Paridae.